Messenger RNA from Rubroshorea leprosula, 959 nucleotides. The record is from the annotation of a GenBank genome assembly. NCBI's taxonomy places the organism in Eukaryota, Viridiplantae, Streptophyta, Magnoliopsida, Malvales, Dipterocarpaceae.
AUUUUAGGUGACUUGUCCCACCUUAUAAUUUGGACGAGUGAUGACUCCCUUUCUUUUAUAUUUUUCACACUUAAUAAUGAACAUAAUAAUAAUAAUUUUUCAUUAUUUUGAAAUCUUAAGUAGUCGUCAACAGGAAGAAGAAGAGAUGAAGUUUGCAUCUUGGGAAAAUUACACCCCAGAUGAAGAUUGCAUCUCAAGAAGAAAAAAGAUGAAGUUGGCAUCUCAGAAAAGGAGGACAAAGUUUGCGUCUUGGGGAAUUACAUCCUAGGUGAAGAUUGCAUUUCAGAAAAGAAAAGAUGAGGUUCAUGUCUUGGAAAACCACAGCCUAGACCACAUCCCAAGAAAGAAGAUGAAAUGUUCACUUACAGAUGCUUAAAAUUGGGUUAUUUUUUGAUUCUUUACUUUGCUUUUUUGUAAAAAGAAAAGUACAGAGGGAGCAAUUGUCUUAACUCAAUUUUAAUUGGGGUCAAAUGAUGAAAUUAGAAGUCAAUGGACCAUUCUGUAAAAAAUGGAAACUUGAAGGGGUGAAAGGAGGAAAUGGCGAAACGAUGUCGUUUUGACCUAUGGGCUAAAAAAAUAAAAAGAGAGGCUAGCUUCAGUCGAACCCUAGCCCUCAUUUUUCACAACUCCUCUUGCUUCCUCUUGCUUUGCCACCAGCCACUCUCCCUAAAUUCCCAAAUUCUUUUGGUUUAUCCCUAAAUCUAUUUGAGUUUGGAUAGGUUAUUACAUCAAUAUGAAGGACUAUCCAGAUUAGAAGUCUUCAACAAGAAUUGCAAAAGAUGUUUUUGAAGUCGAUUCAAAUUGGGAGUCCUAAUCUUUAAAUGGUAUGAAUCUAGUUUUGAAAGAGGGAAGAUGUGUAAAGAACUAGGUUAGUUUUAGAAUUCCUAUUUCAAAUAGGAUUGGAUUAUUAUCUAUAAUUUUAGGGAUUUGGAUUAGGAUUGAGAACUAGAAAGGGAUUC